CAUACACAGACACACACACCCGGCUCCCUCUACAGCUGCUGUAAAACACAUCAUCACGCACUUCGCACAUUCAACUGUGUGAACCCGCAUUGACACAGGCUUCGGGUUGCCUUAAUUUGGGGUUUGUCAGCACAGAUCAGAGGGAAGAUGAUUAAACUUUUCUCGCUGAAACAGCAGAAGAAGGACGAGGAGUCUGCCGGGGGAACGCGAGCGGGAGUCGGCGGAAAGAAAGCGAGCGCGGCCCAGCUACGGAUACAGAAGGACAUCAACGAGCUGAACCUUCCUAAGACAUGCGAGAUUGUUUUCCCGGACCAGGAUGACCUGCUCAACUUUAAACUCAUCAUCUCGCCAGAUGAGGGAUUCUACAAAGGAGGAAAGUUUGUCUUCAGUUUUAAGGUAGGACAGGGGUACCCUCACGACCCUCCAAAAGUCAAAUGUGAAACAAUGGUUUAUCACCCCAACAUUGACCUUGAAGGAAAUGUCUGUCUAAAUAUUUUAAGAGAAGACUGGAAGCCAGUGUUGACUAUAAACUCCAUCAUAUAUGGACUACAGUAUCUGUUCCUUGAGCCAAAUCCCGAAGAUCCAUUGAACAAAGAGGCGGCAGAAGUCCUGCAGACGAACCGGCGGCUUUUUGAACAGAACGUUCAGAGAUCACUGAGAGGAGGCUACGUGGGUGCCACCUACUUUGAACGCUGUCUGAAAUAGUCCCAAGUCUACUGGCCCUUACAUCCCAGAAUGCAUUUAUUGUUUACAUGCGCUGAGAAAUACUGACUGACACACUGACCGAAGAGAAGCAGGGGGAGGGGGUUUCUCAUGGGGACGGACUCAGCGCCAUGUGGGUUAUAAAGGAGUAGGCUUUGAAAGGCCGGUCAGUGAUUGUUGCUCAGAGAAUUCAGUCGUAUUUGCCACUAUGCUGGUACCCACUGUUGGUUUUUUUUUUCUCGUCGUUUUUUUUUUUGCUGGGCUUCACAUGCUAACUUAUCCUCCCACUUACAGACAUGAACCGAGAGAGUCAUAUUCAGAUCAUUUACACAUCUCUUGUAUUCCAUUAUGAAGGCAUGAGGACUGGUUUUGUUUGGGCUACAGUAACAGGAAACCUGCCUUGCAUUGCACAUAUUCAGCUGCGUUAAAUAGUCACUAAUUUAGGUUUUUCAAAAAAAAAAAAAAACUUGUAUAGUAUCGCAUUUGACCAAUUCAGAAAACGCUGACCGAUUGACAUGACAGACUUACGGACUGCCUCAAUUAAGAUCGAUGGGAUUCGUAUGCAAAUGAGCGUUGUGAAGUUGGGAGACCUUGAUAUGUUUUACCAGUUUUCAUGGUUGGGAUUGGGUGGGAUUUUCAUGAAGAGGGAUGGCGCGGGGUUAGGAAUGGUUGCAUAAAAUGUUACAGUUCUGUUGUGUAUAUUGAAAUCCCAGCUGUUCACAAUGACUGCAAUAUGAAUUGUUAAAUAAAAUAUUGACUUAAAUGCCUGCAUUUUAAGAUUAGUGUAAACGACGAAAGCAGAUGUGUUUAAAAUCAAUAAAAUGUUUUAUCUGA
This is a messenger RNA of Misgurnus anguillicaudatus (oriental weatherfish), 1536 nucleotides long. It is a transcript of the gene ube2m, whose product is annotated as ubiquitin conjugating enzyme E2 M. Lineage: Eukaryota; Metazoa; Chordata; Actinopteri; Cypriniformes; Cobitidae. The record is from RefSeq and is a predicted model, not a curated record.